AUGAAGCUGCAGGUUCUCAGAGACCCAGACUCCGGACUCCGGACUCCGGACUUCUUCACGAUCUCCUGGUCUGCUGAGGAAGAGGUUGAUGAUGACGGUGAAUCCUGCAUGAAGAUCUCCGGCUCUCCUGCUUCUUCUCGUUCCUCUGGUUGA
Molecule: messenger RNA, 153 nt
Organism: Xyrichtys novacula (pearly razorfish)
Lineage: Eukaryota; Metazoa; Chordata; Actinopteri; Labriformes; Labridae
Source: the annotation of a GenBank genome assembly